AUGCUUCGAUCAACAGAAGAAAACCAUAUACAAUACCACAUAGCGGAAAAUGGAUCCCGAAACAGCGACGACUCUACGGAAGCGGCCGCUCUCAGUCCGCAUCUCGAAACCAGGGGAGUCUGGCGGCAGCAUGGCAGAAACUCUGCCGGCGCCGGAGCCCCUCAGCCCUACCGCUCGUCUCUUCAAGGAUUUGUUCAUAGUCACCUUGUUCGGGUCUAGCAAGCCCAUCGACCUUGCCGCUGUCCGUGCCGGCCUGCUCAGACUUGUUGCUCGCCACCCCCGCUUUUGCUCCAUCCAGGCCACCGACACAUUCAACGACGGCACGCCACGGUGGGUGCGGACCACGGUGAACGUCGACGACCACAUCGUCGUCCCGAGCCUGGAGGACGACGGCGACGUGGCGACCAACCCAGAGCAGGCCGUGGAGGACUACGUGGCGUCGCUGUCGACGCUGGCCAUGGACUUCUCCCGCCCGCUCUGGGAGUUCCACAUCCUCAACUUCCCGACCUCCGCCACGGUCGCGGCAACCGCCGUGUUCCGAUGCCACCACUCGCUCGGUGACGGCACGUCCAUGAUCUCGCUCGUCCUCGCGUCGGCGCAGACCGCGGACAGCCCGGCGGAGGUGGAAGCCGCCGCCUCCAUGCCGCCGCCGGUACGUCGUAAAGGCCAGAUCUACUUCCGGCCACGCCCACCACGGUCCGCGGGCGUCUUAGCUCUCGCCAAGUGGGCUUGGUCCUUCGUCGUGCUCGCAUGGAAUACCAUGGUCGACCUGGCUGGCUUCUUCGCAACCCUACUCUUCUUAAACGACCCCGAUACGCCCUUCAAGCAAGCGGACCACCUCGCGGAAGCCAAGAGCAGGCGCGUCGUGCACCGAGGCCUCAGUCUUGAUGACAUCAAGUACAUCAAGAACGUAUUGAACUGCACAGUGAACGACGUGCUAGUUGGCGUGACUUCCGCGGCUCUCUCAAGAUAUUAUUUUCGGAAAAUCGGUGACACUGAUACAAAAAAGGUCAUCUGCAUUCGGUCACUCAUCCCUGUCAAUAUAAGAUCGGCACCUGGCCUACAGGCAUUAGCUGACAUGCUGGAUUCAAGCAACGGCAAAGACGUAGCAUGGGGAAAUCGACUGGGCUUCAUCCUUCUGCCAUUGCAAAUAGCCUCGUACAAUGAUCCCCUGGAAUACAUUCGUAAGGCCAAGAAAACGGCGGACAGGAAAAAGUUCUCGUUGGAAGUCCUCUUCACGCAUGCAGUUGUUGAAAUAACCACCAAACUCCUUGGGGCCAAGGCGGCUGGCCUUGUCUUCGAUCGCAUGCUCGGUCAUACUACCAUAUCACUCUCCAGUGUGAUGGGACCAGUCGAGAAGAUAGAGCUUUCUGGGCAUCCAAUCGUCUUCAUUGCGCCGACCACCUUCGGCGUGCCUGAAGCUCUUUGCUUGAACUUCCAGAGUUACAUGAACACUGUAAGGGUGGUCCUAGCAGUGGAUCACACGAAAAUUCCAGAUUACCAUAUUCUUUUGGACGACUUCACUGCAUCCCUUAAGACCAUCCGAGAUGCGGCCAAAACAACAGGAGGAGAAUGAAACCGUCCAAUAUAUGUACAUGCGAGAAGUAAGAAGUUUGCUGCUGUUAAGAAAAUAAAACUUCCCAGUUUUUUUUUUCAGACGAAAAACAGUAUGUUCAUUAGAAUUUGAGUCAUGCUCAUAGUUUGCAAAUUUUAAAAUUCAGAAAACUGUAUCAGUCAACGUUAUGCACAAAUAAAGAGGGUAUCUAUAUAUAUUGUUGCGUAA
This is a messenger RNA of Sorghum bicolor (sorghum), 1783 nucleotides long. RefSeq names its product O-acyltransferase WSD1. NCBI's taxonomy places the organism in Eukaryota, Viridiplantae, Streptophyta, Magnoliopsida, Poales, Poaceae. Gene Ontology annotation, cellular component: plasma membrane. The transcript is spliced from 6 exons. The record is from RefSeq and is a predicted model, not a curated record. Gene Ontology annotation, molecular function: diacylglycerol O-acyltransferase activity; long-chain-alcohol O-fatty-acyltransferase activity. Bases 50 to 1576 code for a protein of 508 amino acids. Gene Ontology annotation, biological process: triglyceride biosynthetic process.